UUAAAAUUUGUUGGUAAUAUAUUUUUAUAAUUUCGAAUGUUAUUAAUAAGAAGAAGAAUAUUUAUCUUGACAAAGCAUAAUUUAUGUGAUUAUAAAAUAUGAUAAUGGUAAUAAUAAUGAUGAAUCAUGUGUGUUACAUGAUCGACAGACAAAACUGUCGUAAAAGCUAAUAAUUAAUGUUAAAAAGUAGAUAAUGAUUGUAUCUUUUAUAAUAAUUGCAACAAAUACAAAGCAAAUAGUGAGAUAAUGAAUAUUAUUCGAUAUAUUUAUGGAUCUACUUUUUAGAAAUUUAAUGAAUACAAUGGAUUUUAAGCAUGUAUAGUACGAAGAUGAAAUUAAGUUCUACGACUCAUAAUUGAUGUCAAUUGCGACUUAAUCUUUCUUGAUAGUUAAAACGGAAGGCUGGAAAGUUUUAAGUAUUUUAUUUGUUCUGUCCAGUUAGGUAUAUUGUACUUUUAUAAAUAAAAUAAUAUAUUUAUAAAAAAAAAAAUAAUUCCUUUCAUAAAAAAUAAUGGAACAUAAUUUUCUAAAUAAAUUCAAGGUUUUAUAAUUAUUAAAUUAAUUAUAUUUUUAUGAUUGAAUUAAUUAUUAUUAUUCAGGUCUAUUAUUAGAUUGUAAAAAUAGUCAAUUAUGAAUGAAAAAUAGUAACUAGACUUUGUAUGAAAUUAAUCAAAAUAAUUUAUGUCAUAGAUUAUAAUCGAUUAUCUGUCGAGAAGCUUUUUAUUAUGGUAAUGGUCUGUUUUAUGACAAUAUUGCAAAUGUUACGAAUUGAAGAAGUGGUGAAGUCAAAACAUUUUACAAUCAAUGAUUAAUUUUGUUCAAAUUUAAAAUAUUAUUAUAUAAAUUAAAGAUCAUUUUACUUAAAAUCUAUAAGCUUUUAUAAAAUAAACAUUUCAAAUUUGUGUAUGAUAAAACAAUAUUGAAUAUAAAACAAUGAAAAAUAAUACAAAAAGUCCAAUUGGAUUGGGAACCAAACUCUUUCUUUAUUUCAAUAUAUAUUUUUGGACAAUAGUAGGCCUUAUGCCUUGGAGUAUAAGAAUUUCAGAAUUGAAUGAAAAACGUGGAACAGAGAUCAAUGAUAGUCCAUUUGUUAUUUCAUUUUGGGGAUCAGCUUAUAAUAUUAUUCUAAUAAUUACUCAAAUUAUUAUAUAUAUAGUUGUAUUUCCAAACAUAAAAGGAUUCUAUGAUCAAAUACUUCUUUCUGAUUCAGUCAAAUAUGCCCAACUUGGCAUAGUAAUUUUACAAAAUAUAUCUGUGAUUUGUAUGUGGUCUAUGUAUGUUUUACGUCAACAAAUAAUAAUAUUAUUUGGUAUCCAAUUAAGAAAUGUCGAUACAAUAUUAACAAAUUGUGUUGAAUAUGAGCUUAAUAAGAAUGUUUAUCCCUAUUAUAUUAUCAUUUUAAAUUUCUUAGUAUGUACUUUUGUGUUGAUAAAUAGUGGAAUGCAUUGGCCCCCUUCAGCAGUGGUUGACUGGACAAUACCAACAAUCGUUAGUAUUUUAAUAUUGGUACAAUAUUCAAUGUCAUUAAAUUUAAUUAAUGAACGUUUGAAAAAUAUUAAUCGAACAAUUUUAAAGCUUGGAAAGAUUUCAAAAAAAUAUGAAUUUCAAAUAUUCUCAGUAACGAAAUGGCCAAUUCAGAAAUCAGUUUUAUCACAAAUAAUAAACUUAAAAUAUGCCUACAUUGAAUUAUGGAAUGCAAAUAAUAAUCUCACAAGUUUUUUUGGAUUACCUAUAUUAUUUAGUUUAAUUUAUUUUGUAUCCAUCUUGGUAUUUUGUUCUUAUUAUAUACUGUUGUAUAAUGUAUUUGCUGAAAAUAAACAGACAAGAGAUAUGGUGGAUGAUCUUUGGUAUAUCGUUAUAAUAUGUCCACUUUUGACAUUAGCUGCUAUGGUCAACAAUACUUCAAGAAAGAUGAAGCAAACUAUUGAAAAUAUUCAUUGGGUUUUGAAUUCAUGUACGACAUCAGGAGAAGUUGAAAAUGCGUUGGUUCGAUUUUCUCAAGAACUUUUGAAUCGAAAAGCAGAUUUUGGUAUUUAUGGAGUAAUUAAUUUGGAUGGUUCAUUGUUAUCAUCAAUUAGCAUUAUUCCAGAUAAUCUUCAUUGGCUCUUGAAUCUAUGUUCAAUGUCUGAAGACAUGGAGAAUGCGCUGAUGGAUUUUUCUUAUGACCUUUUGCGUCGAAAAAUAAACUUCACUGCAUACGGAAUUAUUCCAUUGGAUGGCUCUUUACUAUUUUCAAUGGUAGGAAGUACUAUUACUUAUCUUGUUAUCUUUCUCCAAUUUCAAUCGAAAUAA
Molecule: messenger RNA, 2292 nt
Organism: Chelonus insularis
Lineage: Eukaryota; Metazoa; Arthropoda; Insecta; Hymenoptera; Braconidae
Exons: 6
Coding region: 934-2292 (452 amino acids)
Biological process (GO): chemosensory behavior; sensory perception of taste; male courtship behavior
Cellular component (GO): membrane; dendrite; axon
Source: RefSeq, a predicted model, not a curated record